Molecule: messenger RNA, 2449 nt
Organism: Erinaceus europaeus (western European hedgehog)
Lineage: Eukaryota; Metazoa; Chordata; Mammalia; Eulipotyphla; Erinaceidae
Gene: NARS2
Product: asparaginyl-tRNA synthetase 2, mitochondrial
Exons: 14
Coding region: 187-1614 (475 amino acids)
Biological process (GO): asparaginyl-tRNA aminoacylation
Cellular component (GO): mitochondrion
Molecular function (GO): asparagine-tRNA ligase activity; nucleic acid binding; ATP binding
Source: RefSeq, a predicted model, not a curated record
UGCUGACGUCACCUCAGCGUGGUGACUUUCAGGGCUGGAAGACCACGUGAGCGAUGUGGGCGUGGCUAGACACCGGAGCGGGCUGUGCAUCUACCCUGGUGUUUGUUAUCUCGCGAGCGCCGCUGCGUGUCCUCGUGCCCUCCGUCUUGCCUGCGGGCCGGAGGCUUCUGCACGAGAACAGCCGCCAUGCUGGGCGCCCGGGGCCUGCUCCGGGGACUGCGCGCCUGCUCCUCCGCUCCCCGCCCGAGGCGCGCGCUUCCGGCCAGGCUGAGCGUGCUGGCGGCGCUCGGGGCCGCGGGCGGGGAGCGCAUUAAAGUCCAGGGGUGGAUUCGUUCAGUCAGAUCCCAGAAAGAAGUCCUGUUCCUGCAUGUAAAUGAUGGCUCAUCUUUGGAAAGCCUUCAGGUUGUAGCUGAUUCAAGCUUGGAUAAUGGAGAAUUGACUUUUGGGAGUUCUGUAGAAGUUCAAGGGCAGCUGGUACAAAGUCCAUCCAGAAUGCAAAAUGUGGAACUGAAGGCAGAGAAAAUUGAAGUUGUUGGGAAUUGUGAUGCCAAGAAUUUCCCUCUUAAAUAUAAAGAGAGGCAUCCUCUAGAAUAUCUGAGACAAUAUCCUCAUCUGAGGUGUAGGACCAAUGCCCUGAGCUCUAUCCUGAGGAUUCGCAGUGAAGCCACAGCUGCUAUUCACUCUUUCUUCAAGGAAAGUGGCUUUGUGCAUAUUCAUACUCCAAUAAUCACAUCCAAUGACUGUGAGGGGGCUGGAGAAAUUUUUCAAAUUGAACCUUCAAGCAAAAUAAAUGGAUCUGAUGAGAAUUUCUUCAAUGUUCCUGCUUUCUUAACUGUCUCAGGACAACUUCACCUAGAAGUGAUGUCAGGGGCUUUCACUCAGGUAUUUACCUUUGGUCCAACAUUCCGAGCAGAAAAUUCUCAGAGCCGGAGACACCUGGCAGAGUUUUACAUGGUAGAAGCAGAGAUUUCUUUUGUUGAGAACCUGCAGGAUAUCAUGCAGGUCAUGGAGGGGCUCUUCAAGACAGCCACUAUGACAGUUCUUUCAAACUGUCCUGAAGAUGUUGAGCUCUGUCACAAAUUUAUAGCUCCUGGCCAAAAGGACAGACUAGAUCAUAUGCUAAAGAACAACUUUUUAAUUAUUUCUUAUACUGAAGCAAUAGAGAUCUUAAAGAAGGCAUCCCAGAAUUUCACCUUCACCCCAGAGUGGGGUGCUGACCUACACACUGAGCAUGAAAAGUACCUGGUGAAGCACUGUGGCAAUGUACCAGUCUUUGUUAUUAACUAUCCACUAACACUGAAGCCUUUCUACAUGAGGGAUAAUGAAGAUGGCCCUCAACACACAGUUGCUGCUGUUGAUCUGCUAGUUCCAGGAGUUGGAGAGCUCUUUGGAGGAAGCCUCAGAGAGGAGCGGUAUCAUUUCUUAGAGCAACAACUAGCCAGACUAGGACUAACAGAAGUCUACCAAUGGUACCUGGACCUCCGUCAGUUUGGAUCAGUGCCACAUGGAGGUUUUGGGAUGGGAUUUGAACGCUACCUACAGUGUAUCUUGGGAGUUGACAAUAUCAAAGAUGUUAUUCCCUUUCCACGAUUUCCUCACUCUUGUCUUCUAUAAUUGGAUAGCUGGCUAAUAAAACCAUCCCAUGCCAAAGACACUGCUAAUUUAAUAUACAGAUGGGACAACAUGUUUGAGUUCUAUAAAAUGUAAGGUUUUCGGUGUAUGAUCUAUGUGUCUUAAACUAUAAUAUAUAAAAAAUAGAAAUGAUUAUGAUUUUCUUUUAAAAAAAUGGAAGGAAAUCUAUAUGUUAAUUAGAAGAAGUGAAGAAAUUUACCUAGAGAUUAAUCAGAUAUUCUUCCAAACUCUAAAACAAAAUGAAAUAGUAUAUUUAACUACGUCUUUUAAGUAUAAUAAAAUAUAUGAUUUUUCCCUUGCUACAUAACUAGUAAUAAAUGUCCAUCUUAUUCUUGGUGCCUUACUAACCAUGACAGAAGAAAAUACUCCUUUUUAGCUUUGAGUUAAUAAAAUUACUGUUCAGAAUCUUCUCCUACAGAUUGAGUGAAAAAUGCAUAACUUACUCUUUAGUUACAAAAGCUAAUGAGAUGUAUUAAUUAUUUUAAUCACUUGUGUUAUAGUUAGAUAUUAAAUGUUGAUGACUUCUCUAAUAAUAGGUAUUUAUUUAUGUAGUCUACACUCAACUUUUUCUUUCUUUCUAUUUCAGGUAGAGAGAAUGAGAUAGUGGGCCUGGGUGGUGGCACACCUGGCUGAGUGUACAUGUUACAAUGUGCAAGGACCUGGGUUCAUGUCCCCAGUCCCCACCUGCAGGCGGAAAGCUUUGUGAAUGGUGGAGCAAAAUCGCAGGUGUCUCUCUGUCUCUCUUCUUCUUUAUCGCCCUCUUCCCUCUCAGUUUCUGGCUGUCUCUAUCCAAAAAAUAAAGAUAAUAAAAAAAAUU